AUGGCCAUAGACACAGUUAUACUAGACAUAGAAGGGACCGUAUGCCCCAUAACGUUCGUCAAGGACAAGUUAUUCCCCUACUUUCUCGACAAACUCCCAAGCUGCCUCGACGCGAUACAAUUCCCCUUGUCUCGUAAUGCCUCGCAAGAUCCCAUCGUCGAGAUCCUAUCACAAUUACCACCCGACAUCACCACUAGCUCCAACGCGACUUUCAGCCACUUCAAGAAUCUAGUGGAAAACGACGUCAAGGACCCCGUGUUGAAGUCGUUGCAAGGUCUAGUGUGGAAACACGGAUACCAGUCGGGAGAAUUGCAGAGCCCCGUCUACAAAGACUCCGUUGACUUUAUUGAAUCUUUCCCCACGCAACACAAGGGGAAAAUCUACAUCUAUUCAUCGGGGAGCAUUCCCGCUCAGAAGUUGCUAUUUAGCCAUGUCUACAAUCAAGGUGCAUCAUCAGCCAUUGACUUGAAUCCGAAAUUGAGUGGAUAUUUCGACAUCACCACUGCCGGCUCCAAACAAGAAGCUAGCUCAUAUGCCAAGAUUCUUGACCAGAUCGAGAAACAGGCGGAUCCAAAAUCGGUGCUAUUUUUGAGUGAUAAUUUAAAAGAGGUGGAAGCUGCAAUUGAAGCUGGUGUGAAUAGCUACAUCGUGGUGAGACAAGGCAAUGCGCCAAUUUCACAAUCACAUUUGCUGAAACAUAAAGUGAUUGAAACUUUAGCAGGGCUCGACUUGUGA
Molecule: messenger RNA, 735 nt
Organism: Lodderomyces beijingensis
Lineage: Eukaryota; Fungi; Ascomycota; Pichiomycetes; Serinales; Debaryomycetaceae
Source: the annotation of a GenBank genome assembly